UAGCAACAGCCGGGUUAAUGUGGAGCUGGCUUCCCACCUUAAAUCUCUCAUCUAAAUACAUAUUACACCGCUACACCUGCUUUGUACACGACUAAAACCUGAGCCAACAUGCCUCCGAAGAAACCCGCCCCGGCCGCGGGAAAUAAAAAAACUCAAGAGAAGAAAAAGGAAAAGAUAAUUGAGGACAAGACAUUUGGCUUGAAAAACAAGAAGGGAGCCAAGCAACAGAAGUUCAUCAAGAACGUCACUCAUCAGGUCAAAUAUGGACAACAAAGUGCCAAACAGACGGAUGCAGAUAAGACCAACAAGAAGGGUGAUAAAAAGAAAGAGUUGGAUGAACUCAACGAGCUCUUCAAGCCUGUAGUCGCUGCCCAGAAAGUCAGUAAAGGUGUCGACCCGAAGUCAGUGCUGUGUGCGUUCUUUAAGCAGGGUCAGUGUACUAAAGGAGACAAGUGCAAGUUCAGCCAUGACUUGUCUAUGGAGCGUAAAUGUGAGAAGAGGAGCGUCUACGUGGACGAAAGAGACGAAGAACUGGAGAAAGACACCAUGGAGAACUGGGACGAGAAGAAGCUGGAGGAAGUGGUCAACAAAAAACACGGAGAGGCCGAGAAGAAGAAAGCCAAAACACAGAUUGUGUGUAAACACUUCCUGGAUGCCAUAGAGAAUAAUAAAUACGGCUGGUUCUGGGUGUGUCCAGGAGGGGCCGACGUCUGCAUGUACCGGCACGCCCUGCCGCCCGGCUUCGUGCUGAAGAAAGACAAGAAGAAGGAGGAGAAAGAGGAGGAGAUCUCGUUGGAGGAACUGAUAGAGAACGAGCGUGCAGCUCUGGGUAUCAACGUGACUCGGAUCACCCUGGAGACUUUCCUGGCUUGGAAGAAGAGGAAAAGGCAGGAGAAGGUGGAUAAAGCGAGAGAGGAGAUGGAGAAGAAGAAGGCCGACUUUAAGGCUGGAAAAUCGCUAGUGGUGAGCGGUCGCGAGGUGUUUGAGUUCCGUCCAGAGCUCGUUGACGAUGACGACGACGAGGCCGACGACACUGGAUACGCCAAUAAAGAAGACAAUGAAGAGUAUGAGGAAGAGAUUGACACUACAAAUAUCCAGGACAUAGACUUAUCCCGCUUCGUUCCACAAGAGGUCGACAACUCAGGCAUUACCGUAGCGUCCACGGACCGUUUCACUUCCAGGAGUAAGACUCAUCCAGCGGAAGAAGACAAUGAGGACCAGCUGAACGGAGCGUGCGGCGGCGCCGAGGCCAACGGGCUGUCGGGAGCCGAGGGAGGCGGAGAGGACGGAGGAGGGGAAGAAGACGAGGAAGAAGAUGUGCCGGUGGACGAAAACCUGUUCACGGGAGAAGAUCUAGAGGAACUCGACGAGGAGCUCAACACAAUGGCGCUGGAAGACUGAGAAGGAAGGAGGGAGGAGGGAGGAGGGAGGAAGAGGAGGAAGAGGAGGAGGAGGAAGGAGGGAGCUGGAGAUGGACUAAAGUGACUUAAGGGUGGACUGAUGGGUGCAUGGAGCUAAACAACAAAGAGACCCGAUGUUUGAAUGAUUUUAAAAAGAAAUUCAGAGACUCCAGUAAUAAAGCCUGACUAUAUCAUGACA
Scomber japonicus (chub mackerel) is the source of this 1599-nucleotide messenger RNA. RefSeq names its product zinc finger CCCH-type containing 15 (gene zc3h15). The transcript has 11 exons. The record is from RefSeq and is a predicted model, not a curated record. NCBI's taxonomy places the organism in Eukaryota, Metazoa, Chordata, Actinopteri, Scombriformes, Scombridae. Gene Ontology annotation, biological process: cytoplasmic translation. Gene Ontology annotation, molecular function: mRNA binding; metal ion binding. Bases 109 to 1401 code for a protein of 430 amino acids. Gene Ontology annotation, cellular component: cytosol.